This is a messenger RNA of Daldinia childiae, 1560 nucleotides long. Its product is annotated as putative ubiquitin carboxyl-terminal hydrolase 8. Bases 1 to 1560 code for a protein of 519 amino acids. The record is from RefSeq and is a predicted model, not a curated record. The transcript is spliced from 7 exons. Gene Ontology annotation, molecular function: cysteine-type endopeptidase activity; zinc ion binding; cysteine-type deubiquitinase activity. Gene Ontology annotation, cellular component: cytosol; nucleus. NCBI's taxonomy places the organism in Eukaryota, Fungi, Ascomycota, Sordariomycetes, Xylariales, Hypoxylaceae.
AUGGCUGCGCGACCUACCACUCCGGCGUCCCCUAAAAAUGUCAAGAUCAACUCGCCCACCCCGGGGACGCCUUUGUUUGGCUGUGAGCACGUUCAAAUAUUACUAUCCAACAACCCAGAUGUCCUAAACAACUCAAUCCAAUACUAUAAGAUGCUGCUGAGAGUCAUCUUCGACGGCAACCCCCUAGUACCGCAGACUUGCAAGGGUCCAGAUGGGCUCAUAACUACAUCCCUAACUUCGAACUACCUCUGCUUGCAAUGUUCUGUCAUUGUUACCGAAGAAGAGCGUACGAAACAUGCGAACAAAAAGAGCCACCGGUUUUAUGUCGACUCAAGGAGUGGUUCAUUAUACUGUCAGUUCUGUGAAGACUUUGUAUGGGACCCAACCCUGGACGAUCUUAGGGUGAGAAAGAUAGGAACCGGUUCAUUCUCAAGUCGUAAGCGAAAACAUGAAGAGAUGUUUUCGGAUACUGUGAAAGAUCCUUUAAAGGAUGACCCCAGAUACAUAUCCUCCAAUACUACUAUCGCAUCAUGCAGGGCAGAUGGACUUCGAGGAAUCUACAAUGCUGGUGCGACAUGUUACCAAAACGUUGUUUUACAGAGUUUUCUUCACAAUCCCCUACUGAGGAACUUCUACUUGAGCGACGGUCACCAGAGCAGCGAUUGUCAGGUACCUCACUGCCUUAGCUGCGCCAUGGACGAUAUGUUUCAAGACUUCUACGCCCUCGAAAACACCAACGGUUAUACCGCGGCCAACAUAUUGUCCGGUUUUUGGAUAUCUGAAAAGAAGGCGUUUGAAAACUUAGUCACUACGAAGGAACAAGACGCGCAUGAAUUCUUUCAGUUCUUAGCCGAAGAGUUACACGAGAGGAACGGGGAUGGCAAGAAGCCCGAAACUGGCAGUGAACAUAGUUGCAAUUGCAUCAUCCACCAGACUUUCUAUGGCAAGCUUCAGAGCCAAACGACUUGCCAGCAUUGCGGCGGUGUCACCAAUGCGAUAGAGUCUUUUCUUGACCUAAGUUUGGGCUUGGAGAACCUGUCACAGAAGAGGGGCAAGAAGGCCCCCAAGACCGCUGCAUCGUUAUCGUUGCAAGAAUGUCUUGACGAGGAGUACAUUAAAUCCGACAAGUGCGAGUAUCGGUGUAGGAACUGCAAUUCAUCGCAACAAGCGCGGAGAGAUCACAGCAUAAAGCUGCUGCCGAAUGUACUGUCUAUACAGCUCAAAAGGUUCGAGUUCAAACAGGGGAACCGUGAUCGUGUUGCAUCCAAGAUCAGCACGAAAGUACAGUUUCCGUUACAACUAAGCAUGCUUCCAUAUACCACGCGUAGUCGAACAUCGGAUGCCCGUGAUAGUCAGGAACUAAGGCGAUCAUGUACAUAUGACUUAUUGAGCGUCGUCGAGCAUGUUGGAGAGAUCGAUACGGGUCACUACGUAACGUAUUCUCGAGUUGGAGAUCAAUGGUUCUCGUUUAACGACCACAAAGUCGAACUGGCCAAGAAAUCCGACGUCCUGGGCAGCCAGGCUUAUCUACUAUUCUACAUCAUCCGGUCGCUGGCGUAA